This is a messenger RNA of Schistocerca serialis cubense, 312 nucleotides long. Its product is annotated as cell division protein ZipA-like. Lineage: Eukaryota; Metazoa; Arthropoda; Insecta; Orthoptera; Acrididae. The record is from RefSeq and is a predicted model, not a curated record. Bases 1 to 312 code for a protein of 103 amino acids. The transcript has 2 exons.
AUGGACACCGAAGACGUUGCAGCAAUCCAAGGCUCCUACCGCCACCAUGGUCGGAGACCGCCUCCACAACAAGAUGCUGAGUUGCACCAUCCCGGCCGGAGCCAGAAACCACUGCAGCCACAAAGCAACCAGCAACGGCAUCAGUCGCUGCCACCAGCACCACCAACACAGCAGCCGCAGCCGACGGACCAACUGCCCGGCCCCUCUUUGGCACCUCCCCAACAGCCGAUGGCCACUGAUGAAGACAAUCCGAUGCCACUGGUCCCACCUAUACCGCCAUCACAACCAGUACGCCAGUCAGCCCGCAUCUAA